Molecule: messenger RNA, 4524 nt
Organism: Cylindrotheca closterium
Lineage: Eukaryota; Bacillariophyta; Bacillariophyceae; Bacillariales; Bacillariaceae
Source: the annotation of a GenBank genome assembly
AUGGCAAAGUUUCCCAAGUUUUUCAAAAAGAAAAAGAAGGACAAGAAAGGAACGAAGAAAGAAUCUGAAAAGAAACCAAAGUCCAUUCUUCAUUCAGAUGACGAUGAUUCCGAUUUAGAUGACAGCAAGCAUGAUGCAAGGUCGGUUCAGUUCGAUGAAAGCUCAAAUCAUGUCACCGAGUUUACACCAUUGUCGCCAUCGAAUAAGCCUAAACUGUGGCAGAGCAAAAACGACCUUCAGCACAAUCGGGAAGAAGUCCUAAACGAAAAAGCAAUCGAACGCACCCGAGAGAAAGUGCGACAAGCAGUCCAAAAGGAAAUGGGCAAGUUUGCGACUAGCAAAAAGAUUGACAAACGAGUCCAACAGGUCUUAAAAGGGAAACCUAAGGAAAUUAUGGAAUAUCUUCAGCUACAAGGUAUCAGUAUCACUGCGUCGCCAGCCGAAACGGAAGAAAAGGUUCGAACGAUGGUCAAGAACAAAUUGAUUACCGAUCGUGGGGCCCGUGGUGGCCGCCAAUCCUUCUCCUCUACCCAACAACUCGACGAUAAAGUGGAGGCUAUCAUGGGUCUAGAUCGAGACGAUAUUUUGGAAUACUUGGAGUUGGAGGAAGAUUCCCCAAUGGUUUCUCCUGAGUGGAGACAGGAUGAAGCCAAACCGGACCUUCAAUCGCUUUCUUCCGACUCUUCUUCCAUGGCUUCUUUUGCAGGAGAACCUUCGACGCCAAAGUCUACCAAAGCCGACUCCGACGAAGUCAGCCAAGACUCUCCCAAAGAGCUGACCAAGAAGACUCCGAUGAAAUCACCGAAGAAGAGUCCAAUGAAGUCUCCGAAGCAAUCAGCAAUGAAGUCUCCGAUGAAAUCCCCAAAGGCCGAUACCAAGCUUUCGUUUUCUCAACCACUACCUCCAAUGUCCGAGUCCCCCUCUGAGUCUUCAGCAUCCGGUGAGAAAAUGUGGUUCGAGGAAUCUCCAACAAAGGCCAAACCCAAGAAAACCACUUUCGACGAACAACCCAAGUCACCCAAGGCACCCAAGUCAUCCAAAGCAUCGAAAUCACCAAAAGUGUCACCGAAAACGCCUACCAAAGCGACGAAAGAAGUAAUAGAACAAGAGACGUCACUAUCUAUCUCGCCACCGUCAGCUUCCUCGCAAAAAGCGAAACCCAUUCGUGGUCUCACACGUACGAAAUCGGCUGUGGUUAUAUCGCUGGAAGAUGCCUUGAAUAAAGAAGGAGUCGAUGACUUUUUGAAGGAUCAGAUAUUAAAGGUAAUGGAGGAGAAGAAUCUUGGUAUUGAUUCCCUGGAAGAAGCUUUGGACGAGGCCAAUGAACGCUAUCUUAAUCUCAAAGAGAAACAACGCAAAUUCAUUGCAGUCCAUGAAGAGUUGGAAGCCUUGGCGAGGAAUCAACAACGCAAAUUGGAGCUCAUGACUAGAGAAUUGGAGAAACCAAAGGAAGGCCCCGGUCUGGACGGUGAAGUCAAGGAAAUUGAAGCUUUGCGCGAAGCUCUGGAUAAGGCCAAUGAUCGAACCUCCAACUUGAAGACGAAGGAUCGAAAGCUAGUUGCAGUAGGAGAAGAGUUGGAAUCUCUGUGUCGCCGACAACAGGCCCAAAUCGAGCGUGCUGAGAAGGAACACUUUGACCGGCUUAAAGCCAAAGAUGCAUUGAACGAAUCUCUGAAAGAACAGCUGAAGACAUACAAGGAGAAUAUUCAGGAAAAGGACAAGGUCAUUGCCAUGCUGCAAAAGGACAAAAAGGGGACCUCAACAAAGGAAGACUCGAACGACAAUGAUGAAGUCCGAGACAUUCAUGAUGAGUUGAUUGAAAAUCUGAAGUCCAAAGAUGAACUGAUUGACUCUUUGCGAGAUCAGAUACGGGAGGCACGAAAAACAAACAAGGAACAGAGCUCAGAGAUUCAAAGCCUUGAGCGUCAGCUCCGAGAUGCAAAGCAAACGGCUCCAAAAGCAACGUCGGAAAAGCCACUAUCAAGUGCAACUCCAUCUGACGAAUCGGACAAGGAAAACGCCGCCGGGGGUAGUGGCGAGAAAACGAUAAAGAUGCUUCGUCAAAAGCUUGAAAUAUCUGAGCAGCGUCAAACUCGAAAUGAAGAGCUCGUUGAAAAGCUAGAGGGGCAGCUGGACGAGUCCGAUGGCAAGCUGCAGAAUAUGCAAGCGAAGUUGGAAAAGACGCAGGAAGAAUUGGAAGAGGCAAAUGCAAGAAUUGAAGAGCUGAAGAAGGAGCUUCCUUCUGACGAACACCUAGACAAGCAAGAAAAAGAUUGCAAGGCCGAUUUGACAGAGGCACGCUCCAGAAUUCGUGAUUUGCAGCGAAAAUCGAAAAAGGAGGAGUCCGAAAAGAGCAAAGCAGUAGAGUCACUUGAAAAAGCCAAGACUACAAUCGAAGAGUUAGAGGGUAAAGUCAAAGGGUUUGAGAAGUCAAAAGCAACAGGCCAAGUUGAGAAGGCCGGUGCGACAAUUGUUUCCGAGGCAACCCCUGAAGAGAAAAUGGAACGGCUAACAAAACAGAUGCAAGAUCAACUAGAAGAAGUAGAAGAGGAACUAGUUUUUGCGAGAGGAAGGAUCACGGCGCUUGAAACUGAGUUGAAUAAUUCGAAAGCUGAAGGAGGUGACAUGCCGCAAGCACUUGAUUCUAAUGACAAGAAGGAUGCUGAGAUCAAGGCGCUUCAAGAAGACGUGGAAAGGUUAGAAUCAGAUUUGCGGUACACAGCCAAGGAUCGUGAUAGGAAAUGGAACGAAAAGGAUGCUGAGAUUGAAAAGCUGAAAGUAGAGCUUUCAGAGGCGAAAAAUGGACAAGGAAAAGAAAAUGCUGCAUGCGAAUCAGACGGAAAAGAGACUAAGAUUAAGAACUUGCAAGAGGCACUUGAAAAAAGGAAAGAAGAAUCCGAUGCAUCAAUUCAAGCGUUGGAAAAUACUGUUUCCGAGCUACAAGAACAAAUUAUGAAACAAGUACAAAGUGCCAAAGAAGAAGAAACUCCAUCGUCUUCAGUCAAUAAGGAUGAUCAAAUCACCAAGCUGCAGCAUCAAAUCGAGGAUUUGGAGCAAGACUUAAGAUAUACUGUGAAAGAUCGUGACAAGAAAUGGAAUGAGAAGGACCAAGAGAUCGAAAGGCUGAAAGAGGAAGCUGCAAAACAAGCCCGAAAAGUACCAUCCAAUACCGGAGAAGAGAUAGCUGAGCUGAAGGGCAAGUUGAAAAAAGAAAGUGAUCGCGCAAAUGAUCUGCAAACUGAGCUGCAAUCGCUUCAGAAUGCUUUGGCUGAAAAGGCCACCACAGUUGAAGCUACGCGGGAAGAAUUGCAGGAAAAUGAAGCAAUGAUACGAUCUUUGCAACGAGAGAUUGCAGAACAAAAGGUUGAAUCCGAACGUCAACGCACAGCACCUACAGCGAAUGCUGGGGAUCAAGCAGCCCUACAGGCCGAUCUUGAAAUUACAAAGGAGGACCUUCGCGAAGCAAGAAAAAGUUUGAAACUAGAGAUGACAUCGAACGAGAAAACGAAACUCGAACUUUUGAGCAUGGAAAACGACUUGGAGAAUAAAGAAGAAGAAUUGGCUCUGAUGGGGAAACAAAUCGAGCUAUCGAACCUUCUGCAAGAGCAAGUCGAUCAUCUGAAACAAUCGCUUGAGAAAAACCGACUGACGAUCGAGAACCAGGCGUCGCAAAUUGACUCAUUGAAGGAAGAAGUCGAAAUGAGAACGGCUGUUGUCUCCAAAGGCGACCUUGAGGAGAUUUUGGAAGUAGCGAAAUUGAAUUCAGAAUUGGAAGAGGUUGAUGAAGCGUUGAAGAAAGAGAAGGCAGCCCACAGGAAAGCGAAGAAAAGAAUCACAAAGCUUGAAAGCAAACUGCCCGAUGGGCAGAGCUCAUUGGAAUUACAACAGCAACUAGAAACUUUAAAAGCUUCCAUGGACUCCAAGGCUGGCGUUAUUGACUCCAUGAGACAGGAAUUGGCAGACAAAGAAGAGCAUAUCAAAUCAUUGGAACAUGUGGUUAGGAAGAAACGAGAAUCAGGAAACCACAAGAAAUCAGAUAUGAGCAGUUCUGUCCAAGAGGCGAUACGCAAACAGCUGGAAGAAGAAAUUUAUGAUCUCCAGCGCCGGCUUCGAAAGGAACAAUCCAUGAACAAGAGAUCUAAGAAGAAGAUUUCCAAACUUGAAGAGGAAUUGGACGACCAACUUGCCGAUUGGGUAGAGCUAGAGAAAGAAAUGGACGAAACGAAAACAUAUUUGGCCGAGAUUGAAUCACAAGUGGCUAGAGAAGAGGUUCAAAGACGCAAAACCAAAGAGAAAGACGCUAGAGAGAGAGAUGCUAAAGAGAAAAUGGCCAAGCGAAACUCCCGCUCUUCUGGAAUUGAAAAUCAAGACUUCAAUCUAUACUUGGAUGGAUUGACAAAGAAAGUUCGGGAUGCUCGAAGCCAGCUGGAGACUGCGCACGAUCGACUUGAUAAUGCAGUAAGCCGGCACCGGGCACCAACAUUUGAGGCAAAGAAGAAUCCUGAAGCUGUGCAUUCUGCAUAA